This is a messenger RNA of Ciona intestinalis (vase tunicate), 1384 nucleotides long. RefSeq names its product aspartate dehydrogenase domain-containing protein-like. Gene Ontology annotation, biological process: NAD+ biosynthetic process. Gene Ontology annotation, molecular function: NADP binding; L-aspartate dehydrogenase [NAD(P)+] activity. Lineage: Eukaryota; Metazoa; Chordata; Ascidiacea; Phlebobranchia; Cionidae. The record is from RefSeq and is a predicted model, not a curated record.
AAAAUGAAAGUAGGAAUUAUAGGGUUCGGUAAUCUUGGCCGGUUUCUUGCCGAUUUUAUUCAGAAUUCCAAAGACAUGGAGCUAGAAUUCGUUUGGAAUCGUUCUAAGGUUGAAAUGGAGGGCAUCCCGGAAAAGCUAAUCCUGGAUAAACUGGAGGACCUCUUAAAAAGAUCCGCGGACCUAAUUGUCGAAGUUGCGCAUCCAAGUAUUGCUAAGGAUUACGGGAAAAUGAUUUUGUCUGUGUCAGAUUUUUUUAUCGGUUCUCCGACGGCGCUGGCUGAUCAGACGACAGAAGAUAGUUUAAGAAGUACUGCUCUACAAAACGGCCGUGCUUUGUAUGUGCCAAGCGGUGCGUUUUGGGGCGCCCAGGAUAUACAAAAAAUGGCGCAAAGUGGAAGUUUGAGUUCCUUAAAAGUCACCAUGAAAAAGCAUCCGUCGUGUUUUAAGCUGAGCUCCAAAAAAAUGGAACUUCUGAACAAACAAUCUAUACAUGAAGACAGAAUUGUUGUGCUGUUCGAAGGUUCUGUUAGAGAACUCUGUCCGCUUGCUCCUAACAACGUUAAUACAAUGGCAGCCGCUGCCAUCGCCGCGUCCAAUCUCGGUUUCGACAAUGUAGUCGGCUGUCUGGUAGCAGACCCAAAAAUGGGGGAUUGGCAUAUCGUUGAAAUUGAAGUCGGCGGCGCAACAAGCGCUAACGGAGACAAAUUUACUGUCAAAACUACCAGAAGUAACCCUGCAAACCCAGGAGCAGUGACUGGCAGUGCUACUUUCGCGUCUUUUAGGCAGAGUUUGUUGCAGGCUAAAAAUAGAGGACCUGGAGUUCAUUUGUGCUGAUUACAUGCGUUUUGGUGUUUAAAAGAGGGGGUAAAUCACUUUACAACAGUGAUACCUCAUUGGUGCUGUUGGUAUAAAGUGCAAUAUGGUCUAACUUAAGCGUAGUAAUUAUAAAAUUGGUGGGAGAAAAUGAAUCAUGGUAGGCUACAUUUAAUAAACAAUGGUACUGGUCGAUUUUUUUGGGAAUAAAUAUUACAUAAUUGUUUUAAAUUAAAAAAAUGGUCAGUGACACAGCUUUAAACUUUGUAACGUGCCACAUCAGGAAGAAAAUGCAUACAUAUGGUGAAUCUAGGAUUAGCAAUAGAGAAUGACUAUUGCGAAAAAAAUGUCGGUCACGAAUAUUAAAAACCUGUGGCCGUGGUAGUACAUCCAUACGCGGACAAGCAGAAAUGGAAAAUUACCAUUCAAAUGACCUAGAGGUAUAAUAACGUUGGGACUCUACCGUUUCAUACCGUAAGGCCGCGGCUAGGAAAAGUGUUGUGUCCGUUACAACGACGUAUUUACGUGUCCGUUAUGUGUGCGAAGAGAAAUAAAAAAUGUCGACCACGAA